Molecule: messenger RNA, 626 nt
Organism: Ctenocephalides felis (cat flea)
Lineage: Eukaryota; Metazoa; Arthropoda; Insecta; Siphonaptera; Pulicidae
Product: succinate dehydrogenase assembly factor 2-B, mitochondrial-like
Exons: 2
Coding region: 159-626 (155 amino acids)
Biological process (GO): mitochondrial respiratory chain complex II assembly; tricarboxylic acid cycle; mitochondrial electron transport, succinate to ubiquinone
Cellular component (GO): mitochondrion
Source: RefSeq, a predicted model, not a curated record
CUAUUUUAGUAUGUCUGUUUGUCAACUGUCAUCUGUCAGCCUGUCAUUAUGUCAGUGUUUUGUUUUGUCAGUCGAGGUUAUGUAAAAUCAAAAUCUCUGGGCCGUGCAAUAUUUCUUUUUGUAGAUCAGUUGAAAACUAAUUUUUUGAAGUAUUAGCAAUGUCCAUGAUAGCUGCGAGAAAUUGUAGAACAAGCAUAUUUUUUCAAAAUGUCCCCAUUGUUUUUCGAAUGUUAUGUGCAACAAAGACACCAGAAUUUGAAUCAUUGGAAGUAGAUGACUCUAAAAUGCCUCCAAUCCCUCAGUAUAAUAUUAAAAGGGAUGAAUCUUUGAACCAGAAAAAGGCCAGGCUUUUAUAUCAAUCACGCAAACGUGGAAUGUUAGAAAACUGCUUAUUGCUAAGCACAUUUGCAGCUAAAUAUUUGAAUGGCAUGACAAUAGAAGAAACAGAAGAGUAUGAUAAGCUCAUAAAUUUACCACUAAAUGAUUGGGAUAUUUAUUAUUGGGCGACUGGACACAAGCCUGUACCAAAUGAGUUUGAUAAUAACAUUAUGAAAUUGCUAAAAGAACAUGUUAGCAACAAAGAUAAAGAACAACGAUUUCGACAACCUGAUUUACAUGAACAUUAA